Messenger RNA from Uloborus diversus, 809 nucleotides. It is a transcript of the gene ORMDL, whose product is annotated as ORM1-like protein 3. Gene Ontology annotation, biological process: ceramide metabolic process; intracellular sphingolipid homeostasis; negative regulation of ceramide biosynthetic process. Bases 99 to 560 code for a protein of 153 amino acids. Gene Ontology annotation, cellular component: endoplasmic reticulum membrane. NCBI's taxonomy places the organism in Eukaryota, Metazoa, Arthropoda, Arachnida, Araneae, Uloboridae. The record is from RefSeq and is a predicted model, not a curated record. The transcript has 4 exons.
GUUAAAAGUUGCUUCAUAAACCUCAAUACUGAAUGGCGUAAUUUGACUAAAAUAUCAAGAGUAAUUUUGCUUAAGUUGCUGAUAGAUCUGAUUUAAAGAUGAUGUUAGGAGGGACACCAAGUGAAGUGAAUCCAAAUAGUUCUUGGUUGAAUGGCAGAGGAAUGUGGCUUACAUAUACAAUUGCUGUUCUAUUGUUGCAUUUAAUAUUACUUAGCUUUCCAUUCUUUAGUGUUGCUUGGGUUUGGACUCUCACCAACGUUAGCCAUAACACUGCUAUGUUUAUCAUACUUCACAUUCUCAAAGGUACACCUUGGGAGUCUGGGGACCAAGGUAAAGUUCGAUACCUGACCCACUGGGAGCAAAUUGAUAAUGGUGAACAAUUCACAGCUACUCGUAAAUUUUUGACAGUUGUGCCAAUUAUCUUGUUUUUCCUUACCAGUUUUUACACGAAAUACGAUUCUACUCACUUUCUAGUAAAUUUUGUGUUUCUAGUUAUUGUUCUUCUGCCAAAGCUACCUCAGUUCCACAUGGUUAGGCUUUUUGGAAUUAACCAGUACUAAAGACUAUUUCGCAUGAAAUGUUAGUUGUGUAGCAGAUUUUGUACACCUGCUCGAAUUUGUACUUCAUAAGGCAACUCUUAAAUUAAUGGUUUAAAUGAAAGUUUUAUUCUUCUGAUGUAUUAAUUUUGUACAUUUUUGUACAUAUGUUUAGAUGAAUCAUCAUUUGAGUGAGAUUGUGAAAGACAUUGUCAACGUUUUUGUGAAAUGUAUGUAAAUAUCGAUUUGUAAAAUUUUUUUGUAUCAUAGUAU